UCAUCCUUCUCCUCUCCUACUAUGGCCUCGAAGAUUAGGGAUCGAAAAUUUCUUGGCCACCACCACGGUCCAUGUCUGCCGUCGUGUGUAUUUGUCUGCUUCGCCGCAGUGUGAGUUCCAUGGAUCAGGUCAUCAGGACACCGGGAAAGCCGACUGAUACACUUUCUAUUAUAUCGACUUCCCCUUCUUGCCUCACUAUGGCGACGGUGGCAAUUUACAGCCUUUUCAUCAUCAACAAGUCUGGUGGCCUUAUACACUACAAGGACUAUGGUUCAGCAGGGAGAAUGGACACCAACGACAGUCUACGGUUGGCAAGUCUAUGGCAUUCGAUGCAUGCUAUCUCGCAGCAGCUAUCCCCUACCCCUGGCUGUAAUGGCAUUGACCUCCUACAAGCCCACAACUUCGAUCUUCAUUGCUUCCAAUCUCUCACAGGGACAAAAUUCUUCGUUGUAUGCGAAACAGGCGCUCCGAACAUGGAAUUUUUGCUGAGAGCGAUUUAUGAGCUCUACACGGAAUUUGCCUUGAAGAAUCCGUUCUAUGAGAUGGAGAUGCCGAUUCGGUGCGAGCUCUUUGAUUUCAACCUAGCUCAAGUUAUCCAGAAGGACCGGGUCGCACUUCUGGGCCGAUGAAACAUGUCAAAGAAAAAUACUUUGAACCAUCUUUUCAAAUAUUCUGAUUCUUGUAGUGGCGGGUGCCCUUCAGUUUGUUCAGCCAGAGAAACUUUUUUUUCUUCCUUUGAAUGUAUUGCUGAUAACAAAUGGCGUGAGUGCCGUUUUGCUCAAUCGUGCGUCUGUUAAUUGGUUCGGCGGUGUUGAGUUACAACAUUUCACGGAGACAAUGUUCAGCUUGGACUUCCAA
Messenger RNA from Lolium perenne, 858 nucleotides. RefSeq lists its product as uncharacterized. Gene Ontology annotation, cellular component: TRAPP complex. NCBI's taxonomy places the organism in Eukaryota, Viridiplantae, Streptophyta, Magnoliopsida, Poales, Poaceae. The record is from RefSeq and is a predicted model, not a curated record. Gene Ontology annotation, biological process: endoplasmic reticulum to Golgi vesicle-mediated transport.